Molecule: messenger RNA, 1785 nt
Organism: Drosophila virilis
Lineage: Eukaryota; Metazoa; Arthropoda; Insecta; Diptera; Drosophilidae
Gene: mael
Product: germ-plasm component protein maelstrom
Biological process (GO): male meiotic nuclear division; piRNA processing; spermatogenesis
Cellular component (GO): nucleus; P granule
Molecular function (GO): sequence-specific DNA binding
Source: RefSeq, a predicted model, not a curated record
CGACAAUGUUUUAAGACAUUGAUAGAUAUUGUGAAAUUAUAAAGUAGGCUCUGGUUUUGCUCUGUACUCGAAAUUGGACGACUCCAGUUUAGCACAAAUUCUUAUCAAUUUCAAGUCGAACUUGUAAAUGAACAGUGCUGUAAAACAAGCAAAAAACGAAUUCUUAAGCACGCACACAAGUAUACUGUGGCUUCCUCAGCAUUUUGCUUAUAUCUCUUCCUGAGUGCGCAGCUCGAUUUGAAAGAAAUAAAAUUCUGCUACGAGUUUGGUUUGCUUCUCUGCUUUUACAGUUUUGCAAACAUCUAAGGCAACAUUGGAAUGCCGCCGAAAAAGCACACUGGUUUCAUGAUGUUUGUCCAGGAAUGGCGCAGAAACGACGCGGAAGGCCGAAAAAUGUCUAUGCCACAAGCCGUCAGUAAAUGCGGCGAAUUAUGGAAGAAAAUGGACGCACAGCAGCGAGGACCGUACAACGGAGCCGCAAAGGAAGCGGAUGUGGUGAUGCGUUGCAAGGUGGAGCGCAUGAACUGCCACGGCCAAGCCCUCUCCGCUGUGCAGCGCGAGGAGCGCGAGGCGGCCGAUCGCCAAAUGGACAUGAAGCGCAAAAUUGAGCGCAUGGUGCUUAAUGGCAAGGCGCAGCAUGAUCUGGAGAACACGAAGUUCAUUUUCGCGGCAUUCAACUACUUCACGAAGGCAAUCACAAAUGAUAUUUACAUACCUGCGGAGUUUGCUGCCUGCGAGUUUUCGUUGAAGUCGGGCAAGAGCUCGCUCUACAGCUCGCAUAUCAAUCCAGGUCAGCUUAUUUUUGGACAGGGCAGCGACACGCUGCAUCACACGUCGAAUACGCAUCAGUUGCCGCUGCCGCCGAAUGCAUUGGGAGAAGCGAACAUAGGCAAGCUGUACGUGAGCAUUGUGGAGUAUUUGCGUGGCUGCCAAGACGGCGCCGGGCAGCCCAACGAACCGCUGGUGGUCUUUACAAGCACCGAGCUUGUGCCUGUGGUGCGAGGCUGCUUCAGAUAUCUGGAAAGCGACAGCGAUGAGCUGCAGGAGAACAUUGAGGUCUACGACAUACAGUACCUGUUCUAUGUGCUCAAGAAGGAGGUCAUGGACAUUGCCGAUCUGCCCAACGAGCAUAUAAACAAGAGCAUUACCGACAAUUUGUUCGUCAAUGAUUUUUUUGAGUAUCAUUCGGGCAUAUCGUGUCAGUUUCAUGAGGACAACGAUCGCGGCAAAUACUGCACCCAGUCGAAGGUUGCCCGUUGGUGUUACAUGUUCAGCGACUAUAUGUGCGGCGAUCUUGCGAUCAAACCGCUGCCUGGCAAGCAUAUGCCGCCCAAGCAGGAGCCCAAGUUCAGGGUGAUCAAUCCUGAAGAGCCGAUUGAGAACAGGUGCUUCUCCGGAAUGACCACGACUGAAAAGUCGAGUGGCAACACCUCCUUCGCCUCAAUUAGCUCGCUUCAGACGGAAGUGAAGCACGAGAUUGUUGAUCAUUCGGCCUUUUCUGCCAACCUCAAUGCAUCGGAGGACUUUCCCAGUCUUGGUGGCCGCAAAGGCAAGCGCAAUGCCGAGCCAUUGGCCAAAGGCGUUUGGAAUGUGCCUGCCUCAAACUGUAGCGUUAAGGAUUUGGGAGAUGCGUUCAACAUGCCCCGCCGAUAAUAAGAAUUUAAUCUUAAACUGACUCGAAUGUCAAUGCCAAGAUAUCGUCUUGAGCGUGUCGCAUUUGUUAAUCUAUUUUCUAGUAAUUCUUAAAAAAUGCACUAAUAUUACGUUUGUUAAAUGAAGUUCAAA